Molecule: messenger RNA, 186 nt
Organism: Amoebophrya sp. A25
Lineage: Eukaryota; Dinophyceae; Syndiniales; Amoebophryaceae
Source: the annotation of a GenBank genome assembly
AACUCGUUGUGGUCUGCUUCGACGGCACAGAAAAAUAACGGGAACCGGAGCAUGUCGGUACCACGAACAGUAGGUAAAGGCGCAUCUCAAUCGUCGAAGACUGGGUCAUGGAAUUCCCAGAACAAAAGCGGCAUUGCUGAUACCACUACAUCAUCUUCGAGCAAUAACAUGAAUAGCAAUAUGAUG